Tarenaya hassleriana is the source of this 647-nucleotide messenger RNA. Its product is annotated as 60S ribosomal protein L34-1. The transcript has 4 exons. The record is from RefSeq and is a predicted model, not a curated record. Gene Ontology annotation, molecular function: structural constituent of ribosome. Gene Ontology annotation, cellular component: cytosolic large ribosomal subunit; ribosome. Gene Ontology annotation, biological process: ribosome biogenesis; translation. Bases 67 to 429 code for a protein of 120 amino acids. NCBI's taxonomy places the organism in Eukaryota, Viridiplantae, Streptophyta, Magnoliopsida, Brassicales, Cleomaceae.
CUCCUUUGGUCUUCUUCCGCCUCUCUCUUGCAUAAGACGUGUGUAUUGGCGCAGAGCUGGGCGAAAAUGGUUCAGCGGCUCGUUUACCGUUCGCGCCACUCCUACGCGACCAAGUCGAACCAACACCGCAUCGUCAAAACUCCCGGGGGGAAGUUGGUUUACCAGACUGCGAAGAAGAGAGCCAGUGGACCCAAGUGCCCUGUCACUGGAAAGAGAAUCCAAGGGAUUCCGCAUCUGAGACCUGUUGAGUACAAAAGGUCGAGGUUGUCAAGGAACCGAAGGACCGUGAACCGUGCCUAUGGUGGUGUCUUAUCUGGAGGAGCUGUUAGGGAGAGGAUAAUCCGUGCUUUCUUGGUCGAGGAGCAGAAAAUUGUGAAGAAGGUGCUGAAGCUUCAGAAGGCGAAGGAAAAGCUAGCCACUAAGAGUUAAGAGGGACCCCUCGAAUGCUAAAACCCUUUGUUGGAUUUCACAUACACAAUCAGGAGAGGAGGGAGAGCAAAAGAAUCAGAUGCAAAUUUUGGUAUGAUCUUGGCGUUAUUGCAACUUGAGAUUUGGUGUAUGAUUUCGGUUUCAGUUUCAGUUUGUUCGAAUCAGAUUUUUUUCUGAGUUCUUUCAAGAAUUAUAGUUAUGUCAUUUCGCUGCUGAUU